AGGAGGCUGAGACAGAAGGAUCCCUUGAGCCCAGGAGUUGGAGGCUGCAGUGAGCUAUGAUGGCACCACUGCACGCCAGCCCGGGUGAGGGAGCCAGACCGGGCCUCUAACAACAACAAAAAUCUGGGCAGAGGCUCCUGGGCUGAGUAGGGAAGGGGGUGCUGGGGUGCAGGGGGCGGGGCUGCUGAGGCCGCACACAGACAGCCCUGGUCAAGUCUGAACGGGAAGUCUGGCCUUCCGAGGCUGACAUGGACACAGACUCCUCGGUCAGGGCAGGGAGGGGUCCCCUGGAAGAGCCCCUGACUUCACCUGCAAGUGCUACUAAACAGUAAGGAACACAAGACGCGCGUGUUCAAAACUAUUCCAGAGAAGAGAAGCGCAACACAUCGCCCCAAACUGUAUUUACAGCGGCCGACAUGGACAGUGGGAAGGUAGGGGCCAUGUUACUCAGGAACAGGAAAUGCAAACGCCCUACGGGAGACACUGGCGAAGCUAAUGCGACAGUACAGAAGAAAGGAGAACGCACGCGAUGAGCAGGCGAGCACGGUGGCCAGAGUGUGCGGCUGGUGGUUUCACGGAGGCUCAGCACAGAGGGAGGAAGGACAGCAGAGCUGACUCGUCGGAGCAGCCGUGCUCGGAGCGUUCCUGGAGCUGAAGCUCUUCUGCACAGAGGACAGAGCAGGCAGCAGGGACCAUGGGGCCCCCCUCAGCCCCUCCCUGCAGAGGGCGCGUCCCCUGGCAGGGGCUCCUGCUCACAGUCUCACUUUUAACCUUCUGGAACCCGCCCGCCACUGCCCAACUCUCUGUGGAAUCCGUGCCGCUCAAUGCUGUGGAGGGGAAGGACGUUCUUCUACUCGUCCACAAUGGGCCACAGGAUGCUUUUAGCUAUGUCUGGUACAAAGGGGACAAGGCAGACAUCCACUAUGGAAUUGUAGAAUAUAUAACAGUCACUCAAGAAAGCAUCGCGGGGCCUGCAUACAGUGGUCGAGAGACAAUUUACCCCAAUGGAUCCCUGCUGUUCCAGCAUGUCACCCUGAAGGACACAGGAUACUACACCCUACAACUUAUAAGGGAAAAUUUUGACAAUGAAGCAGUAACUGGACAGCUCCGCGUGUACCCAAAAGAAAACGCCCCGGGCGUCCCUGUGUGGGCCAUCGCUGGCAUCGUGAUCGAGGUCCUAGCCGGGCUGGCUCUGGUGGCCGCCCUGGGGUGUGUCCUGUUCCUCAGAAGGACUGGAAGGGCGGGUGGCCAGCGUGACCUCAGGGACCAGCAGCCCCCCAAGUCCACCAGCGGACCUGCUCCCUCAGAACACAGCAUCCCCUCGGGACCCCAACCUAGCCCCAGGACAGCCAGCCACACCUAUGAGGAAUUGCUGCACCCCGACACACACGUGUAUGGCCGCAUCAACCACAGAGCAGAUGUGGCUUCUUAGCUUCCUCCAGGAACUGCCCCUGUGGGCUGAGAGUCCCCUAAGUCCCCAACCCUCUGGAGGGGGCAGUUCAUGGAGCCUGAGCCAGAAAAUCAGCUGAGCCCUGGGCAGACUCUGGGUACUUGGGCUGCAGAUCGGGGUCCCUCCUAGCACCUUCCUUCAUGCAGCAAGAACAGCAAGGAGCUCACCCAGGCUGCAGCGGGGGAGGGAAGUCGUGGGGAUCGGCGAGUCAGGGAGAAUAGGCUGGGCUUGACCUUGGGGGCUGGAUGGCAGCAGAGGUGAGUUCUGUGUGUCUGUCCCCAUCCUGGAGACCUGGACUAUCAUUAUUGGAGUCACCUGCAUACUGGUUAAAUGUCAAUACUCUCACGAUCUCCUGAUCUCUCAUUUAAUUUGUAAAGUCUUUUUUUUUUUUUAACCAUGCGACAAAUUCGUAGAUUCUGCAG
Messenger RNA from Microcebus murinus (gray mouse lemur), 1872 nucleotides. NCBI's taxonomy places the organism in Eukaryota, Metazoa, Chordata, Mammalia, Primates, Cheirogaleidae. The record is from RefSeq and is a predicted model, not a curated record.